Molecule: messenger RNA, 1077 nt
Organism: Notechis scutatus (mainland tiger snake)
Lineage: Eukaryota; Metazoa; Chordata; Lepidosauria; Squamata; Elapidae
Source: RefSeq, a predicted model, not a curated record
CUGGCAAAGCCACUAACGCUCCCCCAACCUCUCUCAGUUUGGAAACAUGGAGGGCAUCACCACGGCGGUGAUAGACGAGUUCCCGUCGCUGCGCGGCUGGAGGCGCAAAGCUCUAUUUCUAAGCGGCCUUUGCUUGGCCUUCUACCUGCUGGGCCUCCUCUUGAUCACGGAGGGCGGCAUCUACUGGUUUACCCUCAUCGACGCCUACAGCACCAGCUUCGGCCUCAUCAUCGUGGCUCUCUUCAUGUGCCUCGGGGUCACCUUCUGCUACGGGGUGAACCAGUUUUGCCAAGACAUCGUCGACAUGAUCCGUCAGUGCCCGCCCUGGUGCAGCCGGCUGGUGCCGUACUUCAAGGCCUGCUGGGUGAUCGUCACGCCGGGGACGUUGCUGUUCAUUCUCUUCUACGUCUUCCUGGACCUGUCAGGCACCAGGCUGCACUACGGAGCGUACCAGUUCCCGCGGUGGGGCCAGGCCCUGGGCGUCUGCGUGGGGGUGCUGAGCUGCAUUCAGAUUCCGCUUUGGGCUGGCAUCGCCCUCUGCAAGGAGUCCGGGACACUGGCAGCUCGCUUCAGGAAGGCCAUCCGUCCUCGGAGCUCCUGGCGUUCGGCCAGCAGCCGGCAAUUGCCCCACCAGGUCAUCGAUGUUCCGUACACCGUGAACUUGACGGUCAGCGACUUUGCCGGAGUUUGGCAACUGCCGGAUCCCAGCGAGGCCUGAGGCUGUGGCCAACGCAGGAGGCGGCGGCAUCUGUGCCGGUCCACUUACAGCUGAUCCGACCGGCCACCCUUGCCGUCCCUUGGAGGGGGUUGUGGUCAAACAACACUGCAGGAGAUGCUGCUGCUGCUGCUGCGUUGGGCCACCCUUGAGGCUGCUGGUUCCCCCCACGCCCUCCCCACACAAGCCCAGGGGCUGGGCCGGAGCUGCCGCUGGCCCACCCCUCAACCAGGCAGCCACUGCUCCAGAGACCUUUCAGGACAGCUUUGCCCCGUCUCCGAAAUCGGCCAGUGUCCACUGGUGCUUUGCUGCCCCGUGGCAGCUCUCCUCACCCGCCUGGAGUAUAGGAAGUCCUCAACCUA